This is a messenger RNA of Akanthomyces muscarius, 1896 nucleotides long. RefSeq lists its product as uncharacterized. The record is from RefSeq and is a predicted model, not a curated record. The transcript has 2 exons. Gene Ontology annotation, cellular component: cytosol. Gene Ontology annotation, molecular function: hydrolase activity. The coding region runs from base 1 to 1896 and encodes 631 amino acids. NCBI's taxonomy places the organism in Eukaryota, Fungi, Ascomycota, Sordariomycetes, Hypocreales, Cordycipitaceae. Gene Ontology annotation, biological process: nucleotide catabolic process.
AUGAUGCGAUCCACGAUGCAACAAAGCGUAUUUCUGAGCGCUGCUCUGGCGCUCACGGCCCGCGCGGCGCAGCCUGGAGCUCUGGCGCCGGUCGCGGCGCCGCUACGAGACCUCAACUGGGGCCAGCUCAAUUUCCUCCAUACGACAGAUACACAUGGCUGGCUCGGCGGCCAUCUCUUAGAAGCACAAUAUUCGGCCGAUUGGGGCGACUACAUCUCUUUCUCAAAGCACCUUCGCAAGCAUGCUGACGAUAAAGGCGUCGAUCUGCUGCUCGUCGACACUGGCGAUCGGAUCGAAGGCAACGGCUUGUUUGAUGCAUCUACACCCAAGGGCCUCUUUCAGUACGACAUCUACCGCGAACAGGACGUCGACCUUCUCUGCAUCGGCAACCACGAGCUGUACCAAGCUUACUCGGCAGACCGAGAGCUAAAUACAACGGUACCGAACUAUAAAGAUAAAUAUAUCGCAUCCAACCUCGAUGUGAUCGACCCCAAAACCGGCGAGCAAGUGCCACUGGCCCAGCGCUACAAAAGGUUUACAACCAAGAACCAAGGCAUCGACAUUGUCGCCUUUGGCUUCCUCUUUGACUUUACCGGCAAUGCAAACAACUCGUUUGUGCAAAAGGUCGAAGAUACCGUCAAAGAGCAGUGGUUCCAGAAUGCCAUCAAGGAAAAUACAAACGCCUUUGUGGUUAUCGGCCAUGUUGGCUUGCGAAUGCCUGAAUUCAAGACGAUAUUUACAGCUAUCCGGAAGGAGAACUGGGACACGCCGAUCCUCUUCUUCGGUGGCCAUGCCCAUGUCCGCGAUACCCGAAACUUUGAUUCAAAAUCUUUUGCCAUGGCCUCGGGCCGGUAUUUUGAGACUAUCGGGUGGAUGUCUGCGGAUGGCAUCAAGACCAAUGAUAACACUGCCCAGAGCGACGUUGGCGUAGCGGUUUCGGGUCCGAAGUUCACGCGCAGAUACAUUGACAAUAACCUCUACGGCAUGCACUACCACAGUGGCACCAAUGUCUCGAGCUUCGACACCAAGCAGGGCAAGCGCGUCACCAACAUGAUUACCAGAGCUCGCAAAGCUCUGGACCUUGACCACCAAUUUGGAUGCGCGCCGAAAACUCUCUGGAUGUCGCGCGCCAAGUACCCUAGUGAGGAUAGUAUUUUCUCCUGGCUAGAGACGGAAGUGCUCCCUGACGUCGUUCAGCAUCCAAAGCGCCAAGACAAGGCGCGCCUGGCCAUCCUGAACACGGGCGGCAUCCGCUUCGACAUCUUCAAAGGACCAUUCACCAGGGAUAGCACAUACAUUGUGAGCCCUUUUGUUAGCAAGUUCAACUACAUCCCCGACGUGCCAUACAGUAUCGCCAAGAACAUCAUUACUCUGCUUAAUGGUGCGGAUAAAAUCUUUGCCGAGGCUGGGCGGGAGACAAAGUUCCUCACCAUCCCUCAGCAAAUGUUUACUGCUGAGCAAGAGGCAAAGUUGGACAUUGAUAUGGAAGCCCCCACUGAAGCUGCCGUGAAACCAGAUGAAAAGCCCGACGCGGAGUAUGAACGCCUUGAACUUCGCAGCGCUGGCAAUGGCGACGACGAUGUCGACCUUCCGUUGACAGAAGGCUACACAACCAUCGACGAUAUCGGAAAGGACGGCGAUGACACUGUUCACAAGGCCGUAGAGUUUAACAAUGUCCCCAACUGCAUCCAGUCCAAGAUUGGCUUCCCCGAAGACGGCAGCGAGCCCGAGACUGUGGACCUGGUCUUCCUCGACUUCGUCCAGCCGUGGAUCGUCAUUGCCCUCAAGUUCUCUGGUGGCACACAGGGCGCAGAGGACGUGCAAAAGUACAUUGAUGGUACUUUUACGUACAAGCUUUCCGAGUGGAUCAAGAAAAACUGGCAGGGCGACUGCUAA